Messenger RNA from Cydia splendana, 2177 nucleotides. RefSeq names its product guanine nucleotide exchange factor DBS-like. Gene Ontology annotation, cellular component: cytoplasm. The transcript has 12 exons. The record is from RefSeq and is a predicted model, not a curated record. The coding region runs from base 348 to 2177 and encodes 609 amino acids. Gene Ontology annotation, molecular function: guanyl-nucleotide exchange factor activity. NCBI's taxonomy places the organism in Eukaryota, Metazoa, Arthropoda, Insecta, Lepidoptera, Tortricidae.
AGCUGUUCCGCGGGAUCGAUAGAUGUCGGUGGGAGUCGCUUUAUUUUCGACAUCGUACAAUAUACAUAUAGCUACAUCAUAACGGUAUCCGUAGUAAAAUCACUUCGGGUACCCAAUGCGCUAGUUUCUUUCAUGGUCCGCGGUCUUUUUGAUGUCAUCGUUCGUAAACCCGGGUCGAUGAACGAAUUCGGUAUUAAGAUGACGAGAAAAUUAUGCAAUGCGAAUUAUAUUGACGCAUCCUUAUUUAUUUAUGGUAGUCGGAAAUAAAUUCCGACCCAAAAUGCGUAAAAUUCCGUAAAGGGAAGGAUUGUGCUGUUGUGUUUGUUUUCGGUGUUUCGGUGGAAACGAUGGCUAAUUCUCCAACGAGCAUUGAGACGCAAAUAGACAGUUUCUUGGAGCAAUUUAAGAGAAGCGCCUCUAAGGCUAUGGAGGAGCGAAUAGAGUGGCCUGACGGUCCAUCUCCUGGGGCGGUGGUGAAGUCUCGCAGCAGCUGCUUCGCGCUGGACACUGCAGCUGACGCGGGCUGCGAUGACUGCGGCGAGGAUGAAGGCCGCAUGGUCUCAGAGCUGCUGCUGCCGCAGUACGCGCUGGCCACGGGCGGGCUGGCGCGCGACCACCGCCCGCUCAUCACCUUCCCUGACAACAACAACUUCCACCUCCUCACGGCGCCGGAGUACCGCCGCCUGCUGCUGUACCUCACCUCUGUGCCCUCAUUGUUAGAAGCCGACAUGGGGUUCCACAUAAUAAUAGAUCGAAGAAAGGACAGAUGGAAUUCAGUCAAAACAGUAUUAAUAAGGAUCUCAGAAUUUUUCCCGGGCAUCAUCCACACAGUAUACGUGCUCCGACCAGCCAGUUUCCUCCAGAAAGCGCUCUCUGAAGUGAGCAGCAAGCUGUUCAAAGAAGAGUUCCGUUUCCGGGUGCUGGUGUGCUCAUCAGUUGAGGAGCUGUAUGAACACUUUGACCGGUCGCAGCUCACGCCGGACCUUGGUGGAGAGCUGCAGUACUCGCACGCUGAGUGGAUACAGCAGAGGAUUGCCUUGGAAAUGUUCUCAACACUAAUGAAAGAGAUCUCAAGCAAGCUGGACGAAUUUAUGCACGAAAUAGUGGAUUGCGACAUGGGGAACGAUCCGACACAAACCAAAGAAUUAUUAGACUGCCAGGAAACUAGGUAUAAAGAGUUGAAGGCGGAACUGGCGGCGGCGACCACGCAAGGCGAGGAGCUGCUGACGCAGAUGAGGAAACCAAAUCUAACGUUUAUUAGUAAUAUUAUAAGUCAUGUGGCCGCUGUUGAGAGGUUACUAGUACAACUAGAAGAGACUGAAAAACAAUUCGACAAUUUUUGGCAAAAACAUUCCACAAAAUUAAACCACUGGCUUCAAUUUAGGACAUUUUUAUUAAAUUUCAAACAAAUGCAGGCUACGUUAGACAAUCAUCUAAAGGCAGCAUGUGACAUGACCGAGGUUGGAGAAACGGCGAGUAGAGUGGAAAGUCUAAUUCAAGAGGCUAUUGAUUUCGAGAAACUUUGCAACUGUGAUCUAGAUACUGCUGCAUCCGUUAUAGACGACGGAGAGAAGCUAAUGCAGGACCCCCUCAGUUCAGUAGACCACAUAGAGUCCAAGUGCGAGGAGUUGCGGCGCACCAGUGCGCUACUCGCGGACAAGAUACAGAAACGGACGCAGCUUCUAAAUAAGGCGAGGGAACUCAUGGACAGGAUAGACAAGGCCAACGAUUGGUGCGCGUCCGGCGUAGAGAUCCUGGCCGGCGAGGGCGGCCUCAUCGCCGUGGACAAGCUGCUUGAAGACGCGCAGGGCUUCGGCCUCAGCGCGCCCGACCUCUUCCGCGAAGCGCUGCUGCAGUCCGCCACGCAGGAGACCAAGGCGCUGGUCGCACAGGUGGCCCAAAGGGUGGAAGAUGUUUGGCUAAUGGCUACAGUGAAGCGAGCGACACUUCAGCGUGCCGCGGCCAAGCCCGCGCGGCCCGUGCAGUCCGUGCCUCCGACCACCGUGCCAGCUGUCAACACACAGAUGGAGACGUCAGGCGGUUCAGAGAGCUCGAGCGGCGAGGACGCGGAGGCGCGGCGGUCACGGCGCGGGCACGUCCUUGCGGAGCUGCUGCAGACCGAGCGGGUCUACGUGCAGGAGCUCGGCUCCAUACUCACUGUAAGAAUACUUUUAUAG